Messenger RNA from Sesamum indicum (sesame), 1126 nucleotides. Its product is annotated as small ribosomal subunit protein eS8. NCBI's taxonomy places the organism in Eukaryota, Viridiplantae, Streptophyta, Magnoliopsida, Lamiales, Pedaliaceae. Gene Ontology annotation, cellular component: ribosome. Gene Ontology annotation, biological process: translation. Gene Ontology annotation, molecular function: structural constituent of ribosome. The record is from RefSeq and is a predicted model, not a curated record.
AUUGUAUCAUCUAGGGUUUUCAGCGUAAGUGUGUUAAAGCCCCAUCCCGCUUCAGCUUACGGUUUCCUCCUCUUGCUGGCUGCAAUUUUACCGCGGUCUCAGUCUCUGCAUUCCAUCGGAGAUUAACCGGAGCCCUAGAAUCUUCGUCGGCAAUCAUGGGUAUUUCUCGGGAUUCCAUGCACAAGAGGCGUGCUACUGGAGGAAAGAAGAAGGCUUGGAGGAAGAAGAGAAAGUACGAGCUGGGUAGACAACCCGCAAAUACAAAGUUGUCGAGCAACAAGACGGUGCGCAGAGUGAGAGUUCGUGGUGGUAAUGUCAAGUGGCGUGCCUUGAGGCUGGAUACAGGAAACUACUCUUGGGGGAGUGAAGCUGUGACCCGAAAGACUCGUAUUCUGGAUGUUGUUUAUAAUGCAUCUAAUAAUGAGUUGGUUAGGACCCAGACUUUGGUAAAGAGUGCUAUUAUUCAAGUUGAUGCUGCACCAUUCAAGCAGUGGUAUCUUCAGCAUUAUGGAGUUGACAUUGGUCGCAAGAAGAAGACUGCUGCCAAGAAGGAAGGAGAGGAGGCUGAGGCUGCUGCUACUGAAGAGGUAAAGAAGAGUAACCAUGUCCAGAGAAAGAUAGAAAAGCGUCAACAAGACCGCAAGAUUGAUCCACAUAUUGAGGAACAGUUCAGUAGUGGCCGUUUGCUAGCUGCUAUCUCCUCACGCCCAGGCCAGUGUGGGCGUGCUGAUGGUUACAUUUUGGAAGGCAAGGAGUUGGAGUUUUACAUGAAGAAACUUCAGAGAAAGAAAGGAAAGGGUGCAAGCGGAGCUUAAUUUGGUUCGAGCUCAUGAAAAUUCUCCAAUCUAGAAUGUUACUCUUCGACUUUGUUGUUGUCAUUGGAAGGAGGGGGUAGUUUGGUUGAGCUUUCCAGAGUUACAUUGAACAUUAUUUCACUUGUCACUGAGGUCAUAUCUCGAGGACGCUCAUUGUUAGUUUUGUGAUCUUUAGCUGAUUGAUUGCUUUGAUCUUUUCACUGUGGAAUUAGUUGUAAUUAUUUUCUUGAAUGUCCGUUAGUUUUUGCCCCAUAAGUGCUUUCUCAUGCAAAUUUAUGUUAUUGGAUUUUGGUAAUUCGAUGACAUUAAUU